CAGGUUUGGUCUGUACUCCGUGAGUGAGCCACAAACACGCUCCACGACCAUCAUUGAGAUGUUUGGAAGUAUGCUAGUAGGAGCGUGGCUGCUUAUCCAUCACCAUUGCUGCGCUCUAGGCGAAGAAGAGAUGAGGUUAAGGAACCCACUUCUAGUUGACACUCUUACCCGCCGGAGUACUCUUGAAAAGAACUUUAUGAGAUUUGGGCGUUCUUCUGGAGGAGUCGAACGUUGUCAACCGAGUCCUAUGGAUCUACCUGAGGGUGAAGAACCACUGAGCAAUGAGAAGCGUGCCAGGAAUCCGCUGUCUUUAUCGGCGAAGGCCAACUUCAUCAGAUUGGGUCGAGCUAAGGACAAUUUCAUGCGUUUCGGAAGAGGCAACGAGAACUUCAUGCGAUUCGGCAAAUCCAAGGACAACUUCAUGAGGUUCGGCCGCGGUAAGGACAACUUCAUGAGGUUCGGAAGAUCGGAGAGACCUGUCCAGAGGUCUGGCCGUGGAAGAAGCCGAGACUUCGAAGAUGGGUUCAUCCGGUUUGGCCGGUCCCUUCCCUCUCCCUUCCAUCCCGGCUUCAUCAUCGGACCUGAACUCACCCUCCUCCCACCCCUAGUGCUGCAACAAAGAAACGAUAACAGUGCCGACAACAUGAUCCGUCUUGGUUGAAUACUAUCGCAAUAUAUCUUAUAAUAUAGUCAUAUAAUGAAAUAAAACAUAUGCA
Nezara viridula (southern green stink bug) is the source of this 716-nucleotide messenger RNA. Lineage: Eukaryota; Metazoa; Arthropoda; Insecta; Hemiptera; Pentatomidae. The record is from the annotation of a GenBank genome assembly.